Molecule: messenger RNA, 1801 nt
Organism: Microtus ochrogaster (prairie vole)
Lineage: Eukaryota; Metazoa; Chordata; Mammalia; Rodentia; Cricetidae
Product: T-cell-specific guanine nucleotide triphosphate-binding protein 2-like
Biological process (GO): autophagosome assembly; innate immune response; cellular response to interferon-beta
Cellular component (GO): endoplasmic reticulum membrane
Molecular function (GO): GTP binding; GTPase activity
Source: RefSeq, a predicted model, not a curated record
GAGGAGAGCUUUCCCAGAGGCGCCACUGCCCUCAGAUCAAGGUCACCACUGCUGAGCUCCAUGGCUUGGGCCUCCAGCUUUGAUGCAUUCUUUAAGAAUUUUAAGAGGGAAAGCCAAAUCCUCUCUGAAGAAAACAUCAUCUUGAUUAAAUCCUACACUGAGACAAACAACCUCCAGAAAGCCCUUUCUGUAAUCCACAAUGCACUGAGAGACAUUGAGAAUGCCCCCCUGAACAUCGCUGUGACAGGGGAGACAGGGACAGGGAAGUCCACGUUCAUCAAUGCCCUGAGAGGGGUGGGGCAGGAAGACAUAGGUGCAGCCCCCACCGGGGUGACAGAGACAACCUGGGAAAGAAUUCCGUACCUGCACCCAAAGCUUCCCCAGGUGACACUAUGGGACCUGCCUGGUAUUGGAUCUACUUCCUUCCCACCAGAAAACUACCUAACAGAAAUGAAGUUUGGUCGAUAUGACUUCUUCAUUAUCAUCUCGGCUACACGCUUCAAAGAAAAUGAUGCCCAGCUAGCCAAAGCCAUCACUAAGAUGAAGAUGAAUUUCUACUUUGUCCGAACCAAGAUAGAUAUUGACGUAGAUAAUGAACAGAAGAGUAAACCUAAGACUUUCAAUAAGGAGAAAGUCCUGAUGAAAAUCCGAGGUGACUGUUCAAGGCAUCUCCAGAAGGCUCUCUCCGGUGAGCCUCGAAUUUUCUUAGUCUCUAACUUUGAUGUGUCCGACUUUGACUUCCCAGAGCUGGAGACCACCCUACUGAGCGAGCUCCCAGCCCACAAGCGCCAUGUCUUCGUGCUGUUUUUGAACAGUGUUACUGAGGAAAUCAUUAACCUCAAGAGAGAUUCCCUGAAGCAGAAAGUCUUCCUAGAGGCCCUCAAAGCUGGAGUACUUGCCACCAUUCCACUUGGUGGCAUGAUCAUGGACGACAUAGAGAACCUGGAUGAAACGUUCGAUCUCUACAAGUCCUACUUUGGCCUGGAUGAUGCCUCACUGAGAAACAUUGCCAAGAAAUUUAACACACCUGUCAACACACUCAAGGCACGCCUUCGGUUUCCCCAUUUGUUCACACAGAUGAACAAUGAGUCCUUAGAGGACAAACUGCGGAAAUAUAUCCAUCACAUUUCCUCAGUUACUGGUGGUCCAGUUGCUGCUGGCAUUUAUUUCAAAAAGUCUUACUAUUUGCAGAAUCUCUUUAUUGAUGCUGCAGCAAAUGAUGCCAUAGCUCUUCUCAACAAGGAAGAUCUUUUAGAAAACAAGGUGGAACCAUAUAUAUCUAAGCCUCCCGAUUACUGGGAAUGAAGGGAAAAUGAGACACAAGUUCCAAUGAGUGUUUGCUUUUGGCCUUGCUUUGGACACUGAAACACAAUUUACACCUCAGAAACAAACCUUGACUUCUGUGUGUGGUAAUGCACACACCCGACCAAAGAGCAUGAGGGAGGAAGGUCUGCUUUGUCUCAGAAGCAGAGAACUGCAGGUCACUUUCCAGAGUUGGCAGGUGGCCCAAGCGGUGGGGUCCAUCCAAGCAGAAGGCUGUCUGGGAGACGACAGAGAAGCAGCAGACAGAGCUAGAGGACACGAGGCAGGGAAUCACAGUCCUGGGCACCAGACCCACUAACAGCCCUGCCCAAGGCUCCACAGUGUGAACUACAGGAGCCUGUGGAACUCAUUUCAGAUUCCAAACAUAAUACUCUUGUAUCCAUAGCUCAUUCUCUUUCUGAAAACCCAGACAUCCGUGGAGGAAUUGAUGCUGUAACUUGUAUCCAAACAGCUUGGAGCAAAAAGUCUCUCUUCUUUG